Spathaspora passalidarum NRRL Y-27907 is the source of this 5118-nucleotide messenger RNA. RefSeq lists its product as uncharacterized. Bases 276 to 3509 code for a protein of 1077 amino acids. The record is from RefSeq and is a predicted model, not a curated record. Lineage: Eukaryota; Fungi; Ascomycota; Pichiomycetes; Serinales; Debaryomycetaceae. The transcript has a single exon.
UAAACAAGAUGGAUCACAACCAUCAGAAUUCGUAAAAGGCUAGAUACAAUAUAUAUUAUUUCUUGUUAAAUUUCCAGAUUUGACUGAGUGUUAACUUUUAUAUCAAUCGCACUUCCGAUUUGAAGGGUUUCAUAGUGACAUUGACACAUUUGGUUUACCACCACUAGCCAUUUUACCUAAUAUUGACCAUAUUAAUAGCAGUAGACAACACUCGUUAAGCUAAUACAUACGUCUGCAUACACAUACAUUCCACGGCAUCGAGUGAACCAGCAAUAAUGGCCAAUUUAUCAAAUCAGGGUGUAUCUGUCGAUGAUAAUGACAUCCCUUCGGCACCUAAAACCCCACCAUCAAAUUACGUCGAAAGAAGGGCCCGUUCUAGUUCUCCCGUCAAGAAUAGAAACUUUAUACUUCCCGUCAACUAUGGGAAUAGGUCAUCGUCUACGUUAAUGUCACACCAGGAAGAAGACCUAAGAUCUAUCAUUGCAUCUCCAACACUAACUCCGUCUCAGUUGAAACGAAUUUCCAAAUCUCCUAUUACCAAAAAAUUGCAUGUUGCAGCAAUGAGUGAAAAAAGUAAAUACAUUAUCCCAGUUCCAUUCACCCUUAAUUUACCUCCUAGAUUGACAACUCCUAUUACAGAUAACAAUUCCAGUUGUUCGUCUUUAACUAAUAGCACCAGUCCCAGCAGAGCCGAGUCUUCAGUAACCCAAGAGUCUCCUAGAGGACGUAAACAAAAGCAAGGGAAGUUGGUUUUCACCAUGCAUGGAUAUGAGAAGGUAGAAUCGCUGUCGUCAGACGAAGAAGAGGAAUUGAAUGGCAAGCAAGAUAUGAUGGGCCACUAUUUAGAAGACUUGAAAUCUUCAAGACUGCCACUCUCAGGUCUGCCCAGAUCAAGAGGAAUGUACGCAAAGUACACUAGCAACCUGGAUGCCUUAAGUAUAAUUGAAGAAGUCUCAAAUUUCGGAUCGAGACAAAAUACCAUAAACAACAAAUUGCAACAAGUUUCCAACGAUGAAAAGCAAUUACCGCCUACACCGAGACCAUUACUGGAACCGAAAUUCCCCGAAGUUGAAAUCAAGCCCAAGCUUCCAACCAAGAAAUUAACAAGGAAACCACCACCACCACCAAUUGAAUCCGAAGAGAAAUGCAACAAAACCUUACCCAUUCUACCAUCUGAAGUCGCUCAUAAACACCCCUUGAAAGCUACUACUAUCAUUCAACCUAAACCUUCAUUACCCCUGAUAACAAGCACAUUAGUGAAUGAUUCUCAUGCAUUAAAAAUACACAAGAGAAGUUUUAGCGAUGAGUCACAAGUUUCUUCAAUUAGCUCCUUGAGUAGCAUUGGUGAUUUUUUAACCCAGUCUGCGGUACACACUAGAUCCCCGCCCUUGAUUGCAUCAUUUGUGCCCAUCGCAAGUUCUAAUCGCGUAACCAAGGUGCCUGUUAACAACAAAUUCUCUCAUGAAACAAAUGCCAGCGCUACCAAAACUCCCACUAAUAAAAAACAACAAACUACCAUACACAAACAAAAGGCAACCAAUGUUGACACGCCAAAGCAACAGCAAUCACCUUCUAAGCAACAGGUGGAACGAUCAAUUCCCAAGACUGCUAACACAAAAGCGGCAACCAAAGCACAACUAACAACAGCUGCAGUUCACUCGGCAAACUUGUCCAUUCCAAAACCACAAUUCCUUCAGACCAAGAGAAACAUAUCUGACUCGUCAACAGGUUCAAAUGACUCUGUAGACUCAACAAGCACCUGGAACUCCAUUCAAGAAUCCAUUGAUAUCAGUCCUUCAGAAAAACAACAACCUAAGAAAGAAUUUAGAAAGUCAUUUCCUCUUCUCUUUGAUAGAAAAGACGUCAUGCCGCCACAAAAGCAUACCAGAGCCAUGUCUGAAAGCUCUUGGGUUGAUGUGAGUGAAGAUGAUACCGAAGAGAUCAAGCCAUUAUGCAUUCACAAGAAAGAUAGUGAUGCGUCAUCCAAACAAGUAAUAGCUCCUGUUGCCGAACAGUUGAAAAUGGACUUUCAUUUCCCAAAUACUUCCCUGAAUAUCACCAACAACCAAGAAAUAAAACAAAGACAAAUCAGCGGUGACCAACUGAACCACAAGUCAAGAUACAGUUUCUAUUCCAGCACAGGUCAAAUAGAAAUCCCCGAUCUUGAUGACAAGAGAGUUAUGGAUGAAUAUUCGUCAAAGGCACCUUCAUCGUAUGACGGAACCACAUUCUCCGAUAUCAGAACACAGACCACUGCCUCUGACAUUCAUGACGAUGAUAAUAAUAAUAUAUUUUUGGGUGUUCCUGGAAAGCAAGCCAUAAACCACUUGAGACAACAAUUUAACAUGCUUGGUGAUGAUUCUGACUCAGAUGUCUUUUCAGCAGGAUUAUAUACCGCUCCCAAAUUAUCGAAAACAGUACCGACAAUGCUAUCCCAACAAGCUGAGCCCAAACCAUCUUCAAAAUCGCCAAUAAGGCACGCGCGUCACCGAUCCAUGUUCAAUAUUGAUUUCAAUCCUAGUAAAGACAUCCAGGCAAACGUUCUGCACGUGAGAGCCCAAUCCAUGAAUCCAGCAACCAUAGUCGCACCUAAGGAUGCUGUUGCUGAACUUAUGAAUAUCAAAGUGGCUGCCCCGCCAUCUAAAGUGAACUAUGCUGUCGAUUUUAAAGAGUCUGAAUCCGUAGCAGACGAUGAUUUCAUGUCACCUCUGCCUGAAACUUUGAGAAGAAACAGUAAGAUUCAUGCCAGUCUUAAAUCUGCCACAAAAACCAAGUCUAAAAAGUCCAAAAAAAAUAAUAAUAAUAAUGUUGGUUCUGAUACUGAAAGUGUCGUCAUUGAUUUGACCGAAGAUGAAUAUGAUUUAUGCUUGAUCAAUAGAAGAGACUCAGUUCUUUCUUACAAGUCAGUAACUGAAAAGUUGAAAGACGGUAAAGAAGUGGAGGUUGUAUUAGUUGACGAAGAUAUUGAUGAAGACGCUAUAAAGGAACCAGCUACAGAAGAAGAAAAGAAAGAACCCAUAAGAGCGAAGGAAGAGAUCCAAGAAGAGGAAGAAUUCUCUGGUGAUGACACAGAGGAUGAAUUACUGAGUAUCUACUCAAAAUAUAGACAUAAUUGGAUGUUUAGAUCCAACACAGCAUCAUCAUCAACACUGUCAACAAACAGCUAUGCAUCCGUGACCGAAUCCAUGUCGCAACUACAAAUCAAACAGGCUCGCAAAGUGGAAAUGAAAAGUGUUAGUGCAUUAACUACAUCUGGUCGCGUACUACGUGAACUAAACUUGAAGAGGUCCAAUGGCUCAGUUUCAUCAUCAUCAUCAAGUUAUGUAUCUAGUAGAAUUCUUCAUCCAACCGAGAGACAGCCUAGCGUUCGUACCAAGCCUGCAGUAAACCAAAGAAAGAGUAUGCCUAUCUUGGAAUCCAAUUAUUUUGACUAUAGAACUAGCGAUAGCUAUGAUUUUAAUACGUUCAUGAAACAGCGAACUGAUUCGGGUGUUUCAUACAAGCCCUAAAUUAUUUAUAUAAGUAUAUAAUUCCUCCAUAAUAAUUAUUUUCACCUUAAAAAUGGACUUUCACCUUCCGAAAUCGUUUUCAAGUUGUUUUGUCUUGAAAAUGAAUCAUUGCUAUGCAAAUCAUUAAUCAUGAAUUGAGAAUAAAAUCUCAUCUUGGGCCCAUCAUAAACAUCUUCUUCAUCUGAGUUUUCCUCUUCUCUAACUGAAGUACAUGAGUUGUAUGAUCGUGCUGACGGUGUCCUGCUUAUACUAUCGGCUUUCUUGAUUUCCAAUGAAGGAGCAGAAUAACUAUUUCUGUAGAAAGUGACUGUUUUGUUGGUAGUUUCUAUCUUGUUAGACUGAUACUGAUUUGACAUUACUGAUUUGGAUGGUUUCUUAUUGUAUGAAUUGGACCUAAAGAAAGCUGGUGACGACAGUGGUCGUUUCAGUUCAUGGUCUUCAAAUUCGAAGUCUUCGGGAAGUUGAUUGAUUUCGUCAAGUAAAUCCUGGUCCAUCAGGGUGUCUUUAUCAGUCCAAUACUCUUUUAUAACUGGUGUGGUAUUGCAAUGGAGAGGGGUUUUAGAAGAAGUUUUGAUUUCAUGUUCUUCAGGUACUGGUUCUUUCUUAUUCUCUUUGAUAAAACUGUUACCAUUAAGCAAAUCCAAAUUGGCCAAUGUAUUCAUCAUGUCAUUAAUUGAAUUCCUUCUUACAAUCUCUUGGACCUGUCCAUUGUUAUUAGUUACAGUUUCAAUUUGGGACAAAGUAGCCAUCAUGUCAACUAUAGAUUGUCGAUUUUGUUUUGCCUUUUCUUGAACUUCUUCUUUAACGCUUUCCUUCUCUAUUUCACCUUGUUUCUUCUCAAGCGAGGACAAAAUAUCCAUCAUGCCUAGAACCGAGUUUCUCAUUUGUUUGGCAGGUUCUGAGGAGGUUUUCGGCUUUUCAUUGACGUUUUCUAAAUUAUUCAAGAGUUCCAUUACACCAUGAACGAUUGUUUCAUUUUCUUCAGUGGUAAUACCAAGUCCGAUGGUGCUCGUUUCUGGGACAGUUUCUGGGACCGUUUUAUCCACUUCUUGAGAUUGUUUCAAUGAUUCAGAAAAAUCCUCAAAAACUUUAACUUUCUUGCCUAUCUCAAGGUGUAAAUUUUCAUCUAGGGAUGAAUGGAAACUAUGCCAAUAUCUGUUUCCAAUUACAUCACUCACACUGCCUCCAGAAACAAGCUCCGAAGAACUGAUAACCUGGUUGACAGCAAUUGGAUGGCGGUGGAUACACAAUCUGUUUGUAUUUACGUCAUUAUUUCUUCUCCUGUUAGGCCUCAAGCGAUAUCCCACUGUUAACCCGGUUAUCAUUGGACUAUGAAGAUCAAACAAUUCCAAGUUCUCAUCGGACCUUAUUUCAGGUGGUGGUGUUCGUACAUUCAUAGGUUCUGGAGUAACUUUUGCUUCAAGGUAGUUUUCUAAAAGAUCCUCCUCAUCAUGUUCGUACUCUUUGCUAAAAUCCUCAUCUUCGUCAUGAUACGAUAAUUCCGAAAUAGCCCCUUCAAUUGGUCCUUGUAUAGAUAAAUGGUACGAUUCAUUAAAUAAACGAUGGACUUCUUCCUUUGAAUCAAGAUGCAAGUUGUCAAUGGAGGAAU